Messenger RNA from Nematolebias whitei (Rio pearlfish), 1182 nucleotides. RefSeq names its product transmembrane protein 120B (gene tmem120b). Lineage: Eukaryota; Metazoa; Chordata; Actinopteri; Cyprinodontiformes; Rivulidae. Gene Ontology annotation, biological process: fat cell differentiation. Gene Ontology annotation, cellular component: membrane. The transcript has 12 exons. The record is from RefSeq and is a predicted model, not a curated record. Bases 89 to 1102 code for a protein of 337 amino acids.
GCAGAGCAGUCAGCUUCGGUGGGAAGAAGUGUCGGGAGGGAAUCCUUGUGAAGAAGCGUCCUCUUCGCACACCGUCUGUUGCAACACAAUGUCCAAACCCCACUUUCAGACAGAAUGGGAAGAAACUGACGAGGAGUAUCAACAACUGCAGGAAACCCAUAAAGUAUACAGACAAAAACUGGAGGAGCUCAUCAGUCUUCAGGCAACAUGCAGCAGCGCUAUCAGUAAACAAAGAAAAUGUCUAAAAGACGUGAGGCAUGGCUUGACCAAGCGAGCACAGUCAUGCGACGAGAAGGAGCUGAAUCUAAUAGCAGACAUCAAAACACAAAUCAAAGAGAGAGAACAUGUUUUCUUUGAUAUGGAAGCUUAUUUGCCAAAGAAAAAUGGGCUGUAUUUGAGUUUGGUCCUGGGCAAUGUGAACGUGACACUUCUUAGUAACCAGGCAAAAUUUGCUUACAAAGACGAGUAUGAGAGGUUCAAGCUUUAUUUGACAAUAAUCCUCAUGUUCGGAGCCAUAACCUGCCUCUUCUUUCUCAACUGUCGAGUCACUGAUGAAAUAUUCAACUUUUUAUUGGUGUGGUAUUACUGCACGCUGACCAUACGAGAAAGCAUCCUCAUCACCAACGGUUCCAGGAUCAAAGGCUGGUGGGUGUCCCACCAUUAUGUCUCCACUUUUCUGUCAGGUGUUAUGCUGACCUGGCCAGAGGGACAAAUGUAUCAGAUGUUUCGAAGCCAGUUCCUCGCAUUUUCCAUUUAUCAGAGCUUUCUUCAGUUCCUCCAGUAUUACUACCAGAGCGGCUGCUUGUACAGGCUGCGUGCUUUGGGGGAGAGAAAUCAGCUGGACCUAACAGUGGAGGGAUUUCAGUCCUGGAUGUGGAGAGGACUUACUUUUCUUUUGCCUUUCUUGUUUUUUGGCCACUUUUGGCAGCUGUACAACUCAGUGACCCUGUUUCGCUUAGCCCGACAUGAGGACUGUAAGGAGUGGCAGGUGUUCAUGCUGGCGCUGACUUUCCUCGUCCUCUUUCUGGGAAAUUUCCUCACAACGCUAAAAGUCGUCCACCAGAAAGUUCUAAGAAGCGACAACAUGCAAAAGAAUGACUGAACAUACCUCAAACUGUCUGCGACACUUCAGGAGGCCAGUGAUUAUGAAUGAAACACGCACAAUCGCUUGAUGUACUGACC